Schistosoma curassoni is the source of this 6243-nucleotide messenger RNA. Lineage: Eukaryota; Metazoa; Platyhelminthes; Trematoda; Strigeidida; Schistosomatidae. The record is from the annotation of a GenBank genome assembly.
GUUGAAAAGCUUCUUUUUUGCCUACUUCUCCCGGUGGAUAAUACUCACGGUUCUCAUUGUAUCAGCAAUACUUCUUUUGGCUUUGCGGGUGAUGAACUGGAAGUUUCCUCUGGUUACGACGUCAAUUCUCUGGGUAUUGGCCUUUUCUCACCGGGUGGACAGUCUUCGCUUCACUUAUCCAAUCAAGUAGAGCAAAGUCAAGCCUACACGUGGAUUAUGUCUCAUCUAGAAGAAGAUCCAUCAACUUGUUUAAGAAAAGAUGAAGUAUACGAUGACUACAGAGCAUAUUGUGAGAAGCACCACAUGAAAACUCUAAAUACGGCAGAUUUUGGAAAGGUCAUGAAACGUGCAUUUCCAAAUGUAAAACCACGACGUUUGGGUCAACGAGGACAGUCUCGAUACUGCUAUGGUGGAAUGCGUAAAAAGACAGAAAUUCAACCACCCUACUUACCUGAUCUCACCAAUGAAGCUCUUGGUAUUAAUUCUCAAAAUAUAUCUGGAAGGUCUGUUGGUUCACCUGGAAGUAGUUCUGGUGGAAGCUUCGAAGCUGGGUCUCAAAGGCAUAUGUCAUCAAAUAGUCCACUAAUUCGUCUUUUAAAAUCCAAUGGAUCUGAUGCUGAUAUUAGCAGUUGGGCUGAUGAUCCAUCUGUGCGAACUGUUUUAGGAAUUCGUGGUUCCGUCGUCGCAGACGUGGCUCAUAUUCUCCUGGAAUAUGGUCACCAAGUUUUUGGCAUACAAUUCAAGUCACUAUUUCAGCUCGCCCAACAUCUUGUUGCUAACCGUUAUGUUAAUUCUAGGUCCAAACAUGCGUUUGCUUUGAUCGCUCAUGCUGCUAAUCCUCCGAGCUCCUUUUCACCACCACCCUCUACAGCCCUUGCUGAAAUGCUCCAAAAAGGCUCUGUUAAAUCAGCAUUCGGUAAAAUACAAAACAAACGUCAGAAUUCGUCUACAAGUGAUUUAUCAUCCUGUAAAUCGGAAUGUACUAAAAAUGAAAGUCAAUUGUUAGGUUUUCAUCCACCUUCAACAAACAAUGUUGACUCUCCAGUUACCAAUGUUUCUCGGUCAACUGUACCAGAUAAUAGACAUUUAAAUCUUCCAAUUCCUAACCUCAAUCAUAAUUUAAAUAAUCAUGGAUUACCAUCCGUCCCAUCUCUCAUUGGUUCUGGCGAUAACCCUGCUAUGCAAAUGCCUCAUUGCAGUACUCCUCAACGUGGUAACUGUUACAAGCCCUAUGAACUACAAACUUCUUUGCCACAAACUAGUGGGGUUGGUGCAUAUACAGCUGCUGUCCUGGCAUCUCCGUCUGCAUUACAGUCUUCCCAUCAACAAUUGUCUAAUAACCCAUUCAGCUUUACUCAGAACUUCCGAAAUAACUCGAUCAAUCAUCCAUAUUCCCAUAGUGGUACACCUGGGUUAACACAUCCAUCUACAGCAAUGGCAUUGGCUGCGGCAGCUGCUGUUGCAGCACAUCAAAAACAACAGUCUGGUGUGUCAAACUUUCCUUCAUGUGUUUUGGGGUCUAAUUUCCCUUCAGCACUUGGUCCAAUUCCCGGUCCUAUAUCGCCAUCCGUUGACUCACGACAUAUUACUGCAAACACUAAUACAUCUACCCCUCCUAUUGCCCACACCGAAAAACAUACUAGCAUUUUGGAACCAUCCACACCAAAGUCUCAAUGUGAUUCCGCGUAUACAAACUUGGGUGGUUAUCAUUCUCCGAUAACAAAUAGCUCAAUGUAUCCAGCCCAUCAAAUUACAUCUCCAUACCCCAGAUCCCAGCAACCGCCUGCCCCACUCCCUCCUGGUGUAGGUGCACGCAGCCCAUAUGCCCAAGUGUCGCAUCUAUCUGCAGCGAGUACGGACUGUAGUCAAGUAGGGUUUAAGCGAACUGUCCUACCACAUCCUGGAGAAGCCCCAGGUGCAUAUGAACCAUCGCCACGAUUUCACCUAGGCGGUCAAAGUCCCAAUAAACGUGCUCGUUAUUUAUCUACAGCCUCUGGUUCGAGUUCUAAUUCGUUAUCAACAGAUGGUCCACCACUCAGUGGUGGUAGUUUUCCAGAAGGUAAUGAACGGUAUUCUGAACAAGUAGCACCAGUCAUUACUCAUAACGCCUUAGCUGUUCCUUCACCUGCAAGCAGUGGAAGCAGUUCAUCUAAUCCCCCUCAAAUUCCAACCAACCCUACAGGAUAUUCUGGAUCAUGUGGUACUUCCCGGCAGUACAGCGUAAACACUCUUGAUCAAUCACCAUCUAUGCCUUCUCCUUAUUAUCCUGGUCGGUAUGAAGGACUUGAGAUGCAUAGCCCUGCACCACCAUCACAUGGACUUCUAAGACCUCAUCAUGUACAAAACAAUACCGGGUCGUCGAAUUCGUCUUGGAAUAUUCCCGGUCCAUUAUCAUCUAAGACUAAUCUGUUUGAUCAGCAGCCAUCUGAUUAUGUAAUAAAUUCUAGAAGUCAAAGUUAUAACCCCAAUCUUUCUGUUUCUACCUCUGAACGUACAAAUGUUGCUACAGUGUUUCGUCCCCCAAUUACCCCGUUUACUCUGGAGCUGGAAAGUGAAGAUGAUGGAGACAACUUGCCUAGGUUAGGCACUUCUCCAGGACCACAAAUACCUCCUAGUUCACCCACAGAGUUCUUACCAUUUUACUCUGAAGCUGCUAAUAAAUCUGCUCAAGCUCAACUACGACAGAAACAUUUUACUGAACUUACUCCAAGGAUUCAUAAUACACCAGAUAGUGACGAUCGUGGAACAAAUUCUGAUAAUAGUUCUCCGUGUAUGACGCUUGUAAAUCGAGAGCGAUCGGAUAUUCGAAAUAAUUGUCAUAUUAAAUCUAACGAAUUUGUAACUACUACUCCAAUGACCAACCCUGUUUCACAUUCUGAUGAAGUUUUGUCCCCAUGUUCAUCAGAUUCAAACGAUCGUACUUUAACCAUUCUUGACAAUUUAGGCGAAGUAAAUACUCCGCCAAUGCCAGAUGGUUUGGCUAAUGCACCAUCUCCAAGCGAAGUAAUAAAAACUAGUUCCAUGGUGCGAAAACGUAAGUUAUUGUGAAUUUUUUAGUGAUAAUGAUAUUUCGUUUGUUUUUUAAAUGUUUCAAUAAAUAACAUUCAAGUGUUUUAUAUGGUACCAUACAUAACAUUUAGUUUACUCUUAUUCAUGGGUUUAGCUUAUUCUCCUUAUUUGUUCUUUCAUGCUAUUCCAAGUCGGUGAAUUUCACACAUGACGUUAUUAGAAAUAAAACAAAUUUUACUGCAUUUUUAGCAGUUUGUUAUGUCAAUUCAAUUUUCUUGUAACUUAUCUUCACGUCGUACUGCUGUCGUCAGUAAGAGUAAUAACCAAAUUUAGGCUUCGGCGAGGAAAAUAAUGCAGAUCAUUGAUCAUACUUAAUAUUAUAAGUCCUUAGUUUAUUCUCGUUUCUUGCAAUGGUGAUCAGUGGUAUUAAAUAAGAAUGCUUCAUUGUUGCUUACAUACUUGUUAACGUGUAUGCAUGAUAAUAGCUAUCUAUACUUGUGUACGUAAGUAUUAUAUAUCUAGUUACUUAUCCUCAUCUAGUUAGGAUGAUUGUCAUGUCCAGAAUUAUCACUCUUGAGACAACAUCAUGAUAGUUUUAAUAAGAGAACUUGACUUAAGUUUUGUUGUGUGUUAUAUAUUCCGAAAUUCCAUGUCCAGUUUUUUUGAGGUGUUCAAAUCUCAAUAAGUUAGCUUGACAUUCUUAGACUAAACAAAUUCUUGAUGUUGAUUUUACUAUUGUAAGCAACUGAUAAAGAAGCCAGUCAAAGCUGUAAUAUCCGUUCAACAGGAAAUGUGAGUCCAAAGUUAUGGUAAAAAUGAUUAAUUUAUGAAUUAUUUAUGUUUAUACUUACUGAUUCAAUCUCAUCCGUACCGUGUAGGUGAAGAAUUACAACAUGAAUUGAGCACUCCUGGUCCAGCUGAUGGAAGUAGAUCCCCUUCUUGUCCCAGUAACGUAAGUUCUCUUGGCUUUGUUUAACUAUAUCAUUUUCUAAUCUCCAUAUUUUACCUGUUCUGUGCUAUAAUACUACCCAUAUAAUGCUCUGUGAUUUCUUCUAAGAUUUUUGAAUAGUUUAGCGCUUCCUCAUUCCUGUUUUUUUUAGUUGUUUCGUAUAAAAACUAAAUGUACUUGCUUUUCUUGUCAACAUGCUAAGAAUAAAUCACAUUUUUCGUCUAUAUGCAUCAUUUAGGUCAUAAAUGUGAAAUUUAUUUUUAAAAAAAUCAUUGUCUCCAUCCCGUUUUCUUUUUAUUUAUUUCUUAUCUUAUUAGUUUUCACACUUCUGUUCGUAUGAAUCCGAUUUUUGACAGUGUCAACCUACAUCUCAUUGAUAGAAUGUGUUGAGUUUAUCUAACUCUGUGUACGGUUUAGAAUAUCCUUCCAUACCCUUAGUGAGCAUAAUACUUCGAAAUUCAAUAGUAUGUUGUUAAGUUCCUACAAUUUUGCAAUAACUAAAUAAUUUCUUGAAUUCUAGUGUCAGUCAGUUCGUGACCCUGUGUCUACGCUUUUUGAUGAUUAGCUAUCAUUAGCAUAGCAUACCUGCGAUCUCGAGUGAACUGAUUCUCGUGGGAUCCAUAUUCAAGUCAGUUUCAGGCAUCACCACUGGCCGAUGAGGACUGCAAUUGACUCUUUCCACGGUUGAAAUAUUUACAUUGACAACCAACUGGUAUCCAGUGCCAUCCUAGUUAAGACCUUUGUGCUAACAGUAUUCCAUCCAUCAAGUUUCAUCCUAAUUUUAUUUUUAAAAAACUUGAUUGUGACGGUUAACGUAGAUAAUCAACAGAGAACCUGACACAGAUUCGUCUCAGCUCGAGUUACCAUACACGAUGACGAGACAAGAAUAACAAAACAGAUCAAAAUAAUGUAGUAACAGUGAUAUAAAAGAAGACUGGAUCUUUGAAAUAUGGUUUAAAAAGACAGAGUGGAAAGAUAUAUGUGGGGAAAUAUGGCGACUCAAGUUUUACAAGGAUAUAAACCAUGAGUGAACCUGUGCUAUUGUGACUGAUUCCUAAAAAUCACCUCGUCUCCAACCACUGGUCACGAUUAUAAUGUGGACCACAACUAAAUAAUCUGCAUCUACCAAAUCACUCAGACUUACAGUUAAUGACUUCAUGGAGUGAUCCUGCAUCUUAGUUCGGUCGUUCCUAGAUUUCUUCUUACUUCCGCACUAGAAAGCGCCUCAUAUAGGUAGGUGUCGACAUUCAUACGUAACGAGUUCUGACCACGUCAGUCGUUUGUGAUUUAACAUAUCACGACUUCAACAUUGCUCAUUCAUUCCAUGAAAGAUAAUCAAUGUUCCAGGAUCCUUCAUAGAGUAUGUUUUGCAUCGGCAAAGUAAAAAAGGGCGAACUCCUGAAGUUUUUUUGUGGUUGUAUUGGUGCUUUCUAGGAAAAACGUUUGAUAACUAAACAAUAGAUCAGACUCUUGUUUUCUCUUUGGCAGCUAAGCUCUAUAUUUGUAUGAAACUCGCCAAUAUUUUCUGUCUUUUUCAGUCAGCCUCAGUUCAGUGUUCAAGUUCAGCAGAUGUGAGUAUCACAGCGUUUUGAAUUUUGUGUGUUCGUUUCACAAAGAAUAUAUCGUCCCGCAUUUACUUAUUUUCAAUUCCGUGUGUUAUUGUUGAGAAAAUAUUCCAUGGAUGAACACGCUUAGUUCAUUUUUUUAAAUUCAGCCAUCGUUCAUCUCGUGAUAAUUCUGGACAGUAGAUAACUACACAAAACGACACAAUCUCUAGAUUCUUUUUUUGAUUUAGCAAACGCUAUUCUACCUCCAAAAGGUUUUAAUAGGCAUUACUUUAUUUUUCAAACUUGAGAAUUCGUACAGCUUUUCACAUUUCACCUUAUUUUUUUAAAUACGAUUUUGAUAUGUACAUUUUUAUAUGACGGUUGUUUUUCUGUAUCUGUUCGUGUUUGGUGCAUUCCUCUUUUAUAAACUAUUUUUUCACUUGGUUUAAUCAAAACAACCAAAGAGUCUUUUACACUGAUAUCCGAUCAGUUAUAUAAUUUAAUCAGAUUCUCAGCUUCCUCUGUUACAUACUUUGGAUAGUUUUCCUACAAUCCAUUAGAUAAAUGACAGUGAAGUUGUGGUUAUAAGUUUUCCCAUUUUUACUGUUUAUGCAUAUACCAAAGUUUUGUAGUUUCAUAUUUGACCAACUGAAAAGCCUGUAAAGUUUUUUCUCCAUUUAUUGGCUGAAAUACCAUUCAUCUUUUUGAGUGUGAAAUUAAAUGCAUUUUAUUAAGUCA